This is a messenger RNA of Elaeis guineensis (African oil palm), 932 nucleotides long. RefSeq lists its product as uncharacterized. NCBI's taxonomy places the organism in Eukaryota, Viridiplantae, Streptophyta, Magnoliopsida, Arecales, Arecaceae. The record is from RefSeq and is a predicted model, not a curated record.
CCUUUUUAUUCUUUCUCUUCUGGGGGACAGACCCACAAACGUUUGGCAGAAGGAAGAAUCUCUAGGAGAGUGAGAUAACUUUCCCUAUCGAAGUAUCAAUCGAUCUAAUUCUCCCUUCCUUUCGUCUCUCUUUUCUCCACAUCAGAUAGAAAACCACUCUCAACCCUCUUCCCGUCUCUUCCAUCAAACCCUAGAAACCAGAAAGAGAAAUCUCGAGCCCGCUCGCUCGAUGGCGAUCCAGGAGAGGCUCUUGGGGCUGGCGGUGGAGUUCCGGUUCCACAUCCUCGGCGCCGCCGCCCUCGCUGCUGCCGUUUUCUUACUCCUCAGCGUGGGGCCCAGCUUCACCACCGUAGUCAGUUUCUUCUGGCCCCUUCUCCUCUCCACCGGCUUCUUGCUUGCCGCCGUCGCCGUCCUCCUCCGGAUCUCCCCGCCGCCGGAGGCGACAGCCGGCGAGCGCACCGGGGAGGAGCUCAUCCACUACGUCGCCGGCCGGCCGGAGGAGGCGCACCAGGAGCCGCAAGCGGCGGAAGAAGGGAGCGAGGCGUCGGCGGGGGAGAACGAAGGCGAGCGGGAUGAAGAGGGACACCCAAAGUCGCAGUAGUGGAAGGGGGAAAGAAAUGGAUCUCGCGUGUGCUCCGCCGGAGGAACGGCUAUUCGGCCUUCGUGGCGAGCGCUGAUUGGAGAUUGAAACGUGGCGCACCAGAUCCGCGAGCGCCGAUAGCUGGAAAGUGCGCCGGUGUAAUAAUCUGCCUCUGAAGGAGGUUGUGGUCUGGGAAUGGGGAUUGUAUUGUACGGUGGUGGGUAUUUUAGGAAUAAAAUCAAUGAUAGAGACUUUGAUCUGGACUUUUCGAAAUGGGAUGUGGAUCUUGUGGGAAUACUGUAGCCAUGGCGGUGCGUUGUUUUCUUAUCGUGGGUUGAUCUUUUAAGAAAAA